This is a messenger RNA of Torulaspora delbrueckii, 2082 nucleotides long. RefSeq lists its product as uncharacterized. Bases 1 to 2082 code for a protein of 693 amino acids. NCBI's taxonomy places the organism in Eukaryota, Fungi, Ascomycota, Saccharomycetes, Saccharomycetales, Saccharomycetaceae. The record is from RefSeq and is a predicted model, not a curated record. The transcript has a single exon.
AUGAUGUUUAGGUUUGCACAGCAAUCGCAGGUGAUCAAGGGAAGACUGCCCAACCAGUUUGCCCACGCAUCAGCUAGAAACUCUUUUAACCAUUCGAUAAGGUUCAACAGUGCUGUUACUUUAGAGAGGCAAGAUUCUCCCAACAAUUCAGCUACAAAUCCUUUGGCUCAGACAACAAAUCAGGUAAAUGCGGCUGUCAAUAAGGUCCGUCAUUUAAGGAACAAUUUGAACGCUCAGACGGGGAAACCUCUACAACAGUUUAACAAUACGAACCGCAACAUCGGAAAUGCCCCUACACAAACGUCGGCUGACUCGCCAUGGUAUCACAAAGUUUGUGCUUUUGAAGACUGUGUGUCUCAAACACUAUACAUGUCGCAAACACCAAGACGUAAGAGCAUGAAGCAUCGUUCUGAACAUCCAAACUCAAAUGCGAACCCAUUGUUUUGGGAUUCUAUAGGUAGAGCCAUGGAUUUAUACCAUGAUUUGAUCAAUACUCCAGAACUAAACUCCGACCGUGUCUCUAAAUUAGUACAUUUGCUGCACAACGGUCUCAGAGCUAACAGGAACCAGUUGACCAGGAUGAAUAAGAAACCAGAUUACGAUUCACAAAGUUUCCACAAGGAGAUGACUAAUUACUUAUGCAAAUCUUUGAGAGAAAUUUCUGACGACAUGUUGCAAGGUAAAGUGGAAUUGAACGAAUAUGGUGCUAUGCAUUUGAUCACAGCUUUCAAGGAACUAUUAUUGUUUGAAGAAGCUGUCGAUAUUUGGAAAAAUGCUAUCAAUGGCAACAAUCAAUACACUGCCAAUAUCUUUUUAAAUCCAAGAGUCGUUGGUGUUAUCUUACCGAUCUUGUACGAUAACGGUGUGUCAUACCCAGAAAUUCAAUCUCUUUACGAGAGAUCUUCAUCGAUGAUCGACUAUUUCCAUCCAAAUCUAUCGGUGGGAAUGAUCAGAGCUUCAUUGUCAGCAGGUCAAAAUGAAAUGGCUCUGAAAUUAUUCCAAAAACUCUGUGAAGAGAGUACAGAGAUGAAGUACGGCUACUUAAUUGAGACUCAUCUUUCCUUCAUCGGCGAAUGUAAGGAUUUGAACGUAGCUCAAACAUUCUUUGACAAAGCGUUGAACGAUGAAAUGCCAUACAAGAUCGAUUUGCAAGUUUCAUACGUCAAAUCUUUCUUGAGAAACAUUUGGAGCCAGACCCAUGAUUUCAACCACGUUUACCAGAUCUGGUACAAGUCAUCUGUACACUACGGUAAGGGUGUUAACCAUGGUAUCUCAUCCUCUUUGAACGACACAUUCUUUGACAUUUUCUUCGAGAAUUAUGCUCAAGAUAAAGUUCAAGGGUUCCAAACGUUACAGAACUUGAUUCAGACUUACAAUCAGAUCAAAGCCAUCGACGAACCUUUCUUCAAUAUUAUUCUGGCUAAGUGUACAGUUUGGCGUGAUCGUGAUAUAAUCGAGUACAUCGAUAAGAGUUACGAGCUAUUCCACAUUCCCAAGACCAUUGUGGCUUACAGAAUUCUACUAAAAUCUAUGGGCUCUGUCGAUGAUGCAACUAACGUUGAAAUUUUGCAAAGAUGGAUCCAUCUCAUUGCUAAAUCUGAUGAGAUCGGUCAAAGAUUUAUCGCGAACGCUGACUGGGCGGCCUUAAGAGACGCUACUGUCACCUGGACUCAAUACCAAAAGGAGAACCAAAGUAACAACAACUCCAGCAUAGGAUCUCCAAAGAGUAGCGCUAGCACAGAAAUGUUCACUGCUUCGAAUGGUGAUGUGGAUUAUUCCCAUCCAGCACUUCAAGCUGCUAACGCUUCCGGUGCCUUCGAUGACCACGAACAAGCACAUUCCACUGCCGGUCAACAGCAGCCAGAACAGGAAUUCAUCAACAAUGGAAGAAUGCUGCUCUACUUGAAAAUUGUAAAGCGUUAUUCUCCUUUCUGUCGUGACUCUAGACAGCUGGCAAGGUUGACUACUGGUACAGCGGUCAAAUAUUCUGUAUUGCAGGAUGCACUAAAUGAGUUUCAGAAUUUGGAUGUUUCCGAUAUUCCAGUACCAAAUCUUCACAAUCUAAAACCUAACUGCAUGUGA